AUGGUGACAAUAAGAUCUCACAGUUUAAUAAUUCUGAUUGUCUUUCUAUUUGAGUGGACCUGUUCUCGGGACCUGCUCACAGAUUCCCAGAAUGUUACUGGUCAUAGAUCCAAGCGUUACCUUUCGUAUCGUUCAAGACUCCGUCAGAUCUACUCGCUGUGUAACUAUCCUGAUUUGAAAUGUUCACCGUUCGACAGAUAUCGAUCCCCAGAUGGAAUUUGUAACAAUCCGUCAGCACCAUAUUGGGGAGCAACUGAUACCAGUUUAAGACGAAUUGUGCGAAAUUAUUAUGAUGACGGUAUAUCUGAACCAAGAAGUAAGGGUAUUGAUAAUAAUGAAUUACCUAAUGUCAGAUACAUAUCUAAUACCAUUUCUGUUGAUUUUACUGGUGAUGUUAAAAAUCCUUUCACCAACUUACAUCAAACUUUUGGACAGUUUUUAGAUCAUGAUAUUGGCCAUACACCCAAUAUUUUAGAUAAGGAUAAGAAGAAGAUUAAGUGUUGUACACCAGAGCUCACUAAAAAUGGUGGUCAACAUUCUGACAUAAAAACUGGAGGUCCAUGUUUUCCAAUUGAGAUACCGACCAAGGAUCCAUUCUUCCAACCUCGUAGAUGUAUGAACUUUGUGCGAUCUAUUGAAGUGACUGAUAAACAGAAAAAAUGUCGAUCAGCUGCACGUGAACAGAUGAACAAAUUAACAUCGUUUAUUGAUGCUUCUAAUAUUUAUGGUUUGACUGUAGAUGAUGGAAAAAAACUGAGAACCUUUAAAGGAGGGUUAAUGAAAGUAAGUGCCUAUGAUUUACUACCAGAAAAUAUAAACGGCGAAUGUGAGAAGAGGAAUUCAUCUGAUUAUUGUUUCUUAGCAGGUGAUAUGAGAGUAAAUGAACAUCCAGGGUUAUCGGCCUUCCAUGCUAUAUUCGUUAGAUAUCACAAUAAAAUAGCUGCGAAUUUAAAACAACUCAAUGGAAGAAACCGAUUAUGGGAUGAUGAAAGAAUAUAUCAAGAAACGAAGAAAAUUGUGAAUGGAGUCCUACAGAAUAUAGUUUACAAUGAAUAUCUACCUAAAUUAGUUGGAGAUGUUGCUACUAUAAAAUAUAAAUUGAAAUCCAGUUUGACUGGUCAACACCGAUUCUUGUCUUCUAUUGAUCCUAGAAUAAUGAAUGCUUUCUCAACAGCAGCUUUUAGAUAUGGACAUUCUUCUAUACCAAAUGAGUGGAGUUACGGUGAUAAAAAGGUUCCCUUGGUAGCCAUGUUUAACAGCCCAUUUUUCAUUCAAGAUUUUAAAGGUAAAGGAUUGGAUAUGAUCGUAGAGGGUAUGGUAAAAGACUCAUCACAACCUGCUGACAAAAGUUUUAGUAAUGGUGUUCGUAAUACAUUAUUUAAAACAUUUAAAGUACCUGGACUAGAUCUAGUAGCCCUGAAUUUACAACGUGGUCGAGAUCAUGGUCUGGCACCUUACAAUAUCUAUAGAGAAUACUGUGGAUUGAAACCUAUUGAGAAAUUUGAUGGUAGUACAGACCAGAUCCGGACAUUAGCUCAAGCUUACAAACAUCCAAAUGAUGUAGAUCUAUUUAUUGGUGGAAUGACAGAACCAACUGUACACAAUGGAAAGGUUGGUCCAACAUUCGCCUGUCUGAUAGCAUCACAGUUCCACAACCUGAAAUAUGGUGAUAGAUUUUGGUUUGAGAAUGUACAACAAGCUUCGCCAUUUCUACCAGUAAAUCCUGCUGCCUUCUCAAUAGGUCAAAUUCAAGCUAUAAGACAAGUAAGCAUAGCUAGAAUAUUGUGUGAUACGACAGAUAUAAAAUAUGUACCAAGAUAUGCUUUCUUCCAUCCUAGUGCAAGAUUGGGAAACAGAAGAGUAUCAUGUAAAGAUUAUUACAGUUUACCAGGUCUGACUAUUACUCCAUGGAGGACAUCAUUAUAUGGAUAA
This is a messenger RNA of Lottia gigantea (owl limpet), 1932 nucleotides long. RefSeq lists its product as hypothetical. The transcript has 14 exons. Lineage: Eukaryota; Metazoa; Mollusca; Gastropoda; Lottiidae. The record is from RefSeq and is a predicted model, not a curated record. Gene Ontology annotation, molecular function: heme binding; peroxidase activity. Bases 1 to 1932 code for a protein of 643 amino acids. Gene Ontology annotation, biological process: response to oxidative stress.